Chaetura pelagica (chimney swift) is the source of this 1785-nucleotide messenger RNA. RefSeq names its product kininogen 1 (gene KNG1). NCBI's taxonomy places the organism in Eukaryota, Metazoa, Chordata, Aves, Apodiformes, Apodidae. The record is from RefSeq and is a predicted model, not a curated record. Gene Ontology annotation, molecular function: cysteine-type endopeptidase inhibitor activity. Gene Ontology annotation, cellular component: extracellular region; blood microparticle. Gene Ontology annotation, biological process: negative regulation of endopeptidase activity; positive regulation of cytosolic calcium ion concentration; negative regulation of blood coagulation.
AUGAAAAUAUCCAUUGUACUAGCACUUUGCUGCAGUUUUUUCUCUAGCAGAGCCACCCCUCUCCCAUUUGAGCUUUCAGACUGUAAUGACCCUGAUGUCUUUAAAGCUGUAGACACAGCAUUGAAGAAAUACAAUGGAGACAGAGGAACCGGUAACCAGUUUGCUCUGUACAUGGUGAUGGAAGCCAAGAGAACUGCAGGUCCUGACGCACAAUUCUAUGUGAAGUAUCGAAUACAUGAAACCACUUGUGCCACUGAUGAAAACAAACUCUGGCAAGACUGUGAUUACAAAGCAGCUGCAGAGGCUACAAGAGGAGAAUGCACAGCUCGAGUUCACAUGAAUGAUGCUGAAAAUACAAGUAACGUUUCCCAGAACUGCAGUAUGGUUCCAGCUGCACAAAAAGUAUCACUUACUGAGGCUAGAUGUCUUGGAUGCUUUCAUCAUAUAUCAAGUGACAGUUCAAAAGUCUCAGAAAUUCUGAAACGAGCCAUUCAGAAGUUUAAUGAGCACAGUGCUGAACCUGCCAUUUUUAAGCUUGUGGAAGUAAAAGAAGCUCAAAGACAGGUGGUAGCUGGAUGGAAUUACAUAAUUAAAUAUGAAAUCAAGGAGACUAAUUGCUCCAAAGACCAAUCCCCAGAUUUAACUCCAGAGUGUAAAGCCACUUCUAGAGGUCGAGUUGCAAAAUGUGAUGCCAAAGCAUAUGAAAGUCCUCAGGGGCAGAUCAUAGAUGUUGCACACCAAUGCAGGCUCCCAGUUUCAGAAGAGAGGGUAAUUCCAGGCAGGCACACUGGUUGUUCAAAGAUUAUUCCAAGAGACAGUCCAGAACUGAAGGAACUGCUGAAGCUUGCUAUGGAGAAGUAUAAUACAGAAAAUGAUGAUGACUUCUACUAUAAAGCUGGAAAAAUAGGAAGAGCAACAGUUCAGGUGGCUGCAGAAAAAAAGUAUAAUCUAGAACUUGCAGUCCGUAAGACAAACUGCUCAAAGCAAGAGUUUGAAAAACUACAUGAAGACUGUGAAGCCACAGCAGACAGUGUAUCAUUGCCAUGUGAAGCACAAAUUCAUGUAGACCUAAGGGGGAAUACAAUCUUUUCCCAGAUUAACUGCUCUGUAAAACUGACACCGAAUGUUCUUCUGAGAAGACCUCCUGGAUUCACACCUUUCCGAAGCUUCCCUGCACAAGAUAAGUCAAAUGAAAUUUUAUGCUCUGAUAAAAAUGAGGAAGAAAGCCAAACACCUGGUGAAGAAACAAGAAAAGAUGAUGGAGAGAAAACAAAUGAAGGUGAACUUAAGCAUAAACACAGGCAUAAACUUGGGUAUAAACAUAGGCAUGGAUAUAAAAAAGAUCAUGUUGACAAGAAACCUGGGCAUGAAAUUAGUUGUGGGCACAGAACUGGCCACGGGUGUGGGCAUAAAAAACACAGUAAAUAUGGUCAGAAAUAAAAUGAAAGAGUUUUUAAUCAAAACAAAACGUCAUCAUCUAGUGCUGAAACAGCAUCAGAGCUGGUUAAUUCUGGGGUUGCAAGAAAGGAAACCAGUACACCUGCAGAACCACUAAUUCUUCCUGAUACUUCUUUAUAAGGAUUGCCAGAUGGCCCAGAAUCUCCUCUCCCCAGAUGUCCUGGAAAACCAUGGAAACAAAUGAUGGACCUUCCAGCUCCUAGCUUUCCCAGAGAAUUCACAAAUGAAGAUCUCUUGCCUUCUGCAGAAAACAACAAUCCAGGAACAGAAAACUCAACUCCUCCCCAAAAUGAAGAGAAAGAUCUUGAUCUCUCAGAUGCUUUAUAA